AUGAAAUCAGAGACAACAAAAUCCCUCGACAAUCAGGAUCCUUCUGAUAUUGUGGUUAUGGAGCUUCGAUCUUCUGGAGAAUGGGAACGAAUCGAUUUGACGUCUUCUGAAAGAAUGGAGAAGAUGAAGUGUCUCCGGGAGCCAAGAAGUCAGACAAGAGUGUAUGUCAAUCGAUUGCUAACUUCUGCAUAA
Messenger RNA from Caenorhabditis briggsae, 192 nucleotides. Bases 1 to 192 code for a protein of 63 amino acids. The transcript is spliced from 3 exons. NCBI's taxonomy places the organism in Eukaryota, Metazoa, Nematoda, Chromadorea, Rhabditida, Rhabditidae. The record is from RefSeq and is a predicted model, not a curated record.